Messenger RNA from Exophiala xenobiotica, 3568 nucleotides. Its product is annotated as mannose-1-phosphate guanyltransferase, variant. The record is from RefSeq and is a predicted model, not a curated record. The transcript is spliced from 3 exons. NCBI's taxonomy places the organism in Eukaryota, Fungi, Ascomycota, Eurotiomycetes, Chaetothyriales, Herpotrichiellaceae. Gene Ontology annotation, biological process: GDP-mannose biosynthetic process; cell wall mannoprotein biosynthetic process. Gene Ontology annotation, cellular component: cytoplasm. Gene Ontology annotation, molecular function: mannose-1-phosphate guanylyltransferase (GTP) activity; GTP binding. The coding region runs from base 409 to 1407 and encodes 332 amino acids.
CGACGUUGUACUCGUACCUGAAAACGCAAGACUGCCAGACACUUCACACCACCUGUUAGGUUCCUUAUAUCACACCUCCCUUUCUUUCGCCAGUUCUUCUUCUCUUCUCUUCUUGCUCUUUGACCCUCUUGACCAAAUCAAAAUAUUCUAGUAGUCCUUGCAACUACGUUACACUCGCUCUCAACCACUUCCAUACCACGUUUCCCUCCUCUCUGAUCUUUGUCUCCCCCGUUCGUUAUAAAUCUCAUAGUAAUUCAAGAUGAAGGCCCUCAUUCUGUAUGCUUCCACCAUGUUGCACUGCUCAGCAACAGAACCGCUAACAUCUCCAGCGUUGGUGGCUUCGGCACCAGACUGCGACCUCUCACCCUCACUCUCCCAAAACCUCUCGUCGAGUUCGGCAACCGUCCGAUGAUUCUGCAUCAAAUCGAAGCUCUCGCAGCAGCCGGUGUCACAGACAUUGUCCUUGCAGUCAACUACCGGCCCGAAGUCAUGACGGGUGCCCUGAAGAAAUAUGAAGAGAAGUACAAUGUCAAGAUUACAUUCUCCGUCGAAUCCGAACCCUUGGGCACAGCCGGUCCCCUCAAGCUCGCCGAGAAGAUCUUGGGCAAGGACGACAAACCUUUCUUCGUCCUCAACUCCGACGUCAUCUGCGAAUAUCCCUUCAAGCAGUUGGCCGACUUCCACAAUUCACACGGCGAAGAGGGCACCAUCGUUGUCACCAAGGUUGAGGAGCCUAGCAAAUACGGUGUCAUCGUGCACAAACCCAACCAUCCUUCACGCAUCGACCGCUUCGUUGAGAAGCCCGUCGAAUUCGUCGGCAACCGCAUUAAUGCCGGUAUCUACAUCUUCAACCCCUCUAUUCUGAAGAGAAUCGAGCUCCGCCCUACAUCCAUUGAGCAGGAGACAUUCCCCGCCAUUUGCAAGGACGGCCUGCUGCAUUCCUUCGACCUCGAGGGUUUCUGGAUGGACGUCGGUCAGCCCAAGGACUUCCUCAGCGGAACGUGCUUGUACCUGUCCUCUCUGACCAAGAACAACCCCAAAGCUCUCGUCUCCCCAUCAGAACCAUACGUCUUUGGCGGAAACGUCAUGGUCGACCCCACCGCUAAGAUCGGCAAGGGCUGCCGCAUCGGUCCCAAUGUGGUUAUUGGACCUGGCUGUGUCAUUGGUGAUGGUGUCCGACUACAGAGAUGUGUGUUGCUCGAGGACUCUAAGGUCAAGGACCACGCCUGGAUCAAGUCGACUAUCGUUGGCUGGAGAUCCACCGUUGGUCGCUGGGCCCGGCUCGAAAAUGUCACUGUUCUCGGUGACGACGUGUCCAUUGGUGACGAGAUCUACGUCAACGGUGGAAGUGUCUUGCCGCAUAAGAGCAUCAAGGCCAACGUCGAGGUGCCAUCAAUCAUCAUGUAAACGGCCUUUGCUCUAGGUUGCAUGGUUUUCUCCGCUAGGCCGACUUUCAGUGUUCACUAUGAUGCUUGAGACCGGACUCUUUCAACAAUGUGUUAUCAGCUAUUACUAAGUGCAUGCAUGGCGAAUUGAGCAAAGCUUGGGCGUUCAUUGGAGUUGAGCUUGAGGGAAUAAAAAACACUGCUCGGUUCGAUGGGGGUGGGACAAUCACAGAGAAUGUUCCUGCUGGUUUGGACGGCAGUGCAGACAUGGAGCGACGGCGCCCUGGACCAGGUACAGGUUCAGAGUGAAUUUGCUGUAUAAUUAUCGAAGUGAGCCUCCCAGCUCUGGUAGGAACGAAGUUUCGGAUCGGGCUUCGGUUGGUCGCCGUUCAACGGGAAUAAUGAAAGACUUGAAAGAACAUUUAAGUUGCCCUCGGAAAUUUUGCCCUUUCUCAAACUCUUCCAAAGUUCUCACUGCAGAGGCACGUCCCGCGUCUGGCCCUGCACGUCAACCUCGGACAUCAUGGGCAACAAUCGUCUCGUUCUCGAUGCCAGUCCUCUCUAGUCAGAUGGCUGCCCGCAACGACGACACCGAGAUGACAUCGAUUCAGCACUUCUCCACUAGCAGGACCGCUCCUUUCCAGAGCGGCAAGCGAUCGCUCAUUGCAGUAAAAUCAACAAUGCCUCUAUACAUGACAAUAUUGCCGCGAAACAGCUACAGAUAGCGAGACCCAAGUCGAUGCGGCCCAGCUGCACGCCUGCGACGACGCCGGCAGCCACGGAGAGCGACAUGAUGACUGCGAUCGCGACGCAGAGCGCCUGCGGAUCGAGCCUUCGCACAAUCAGAAGAGCACGUGCUCGGUUGACUUCGGCCACUCUGCCGUCGCUGAUGAGCAACGAAGAGUUCCAUCUAGUGAAUGCUAGCAUGUUAUCCAAGACUUCAGGCUGUUGAAGCGCACGAGUGUACAACUCAUGGCCUUGGCGACUUUCGACAUUGACAAGAUGUGAGGAAUACUGGCGCCCAAUGUGUAUCUGGUGCAGCUAUUCGGAUUGUCAAUGAAGGACUCCCGGGAGAUCUGACACCCGGCGGCCGGACUUACUAGACCAACGUUUGCAAUGUCGACCACCGGCUUUUGACACCUGAGCGCACGCUUGAAUCUGGAAUCGAAGGCCUUCGCGUCCGCCAGACGUUGCCUCAGUUUCUUCAUGACUGUAGACCCCGAGUCCGAGGAUCGCACUUGCACCAAAUGAAGGACCCAGUCGCCGCGGUCGCCUCUGGCAACAAUAGGUAGGUAGGAGACCUUGGAAGGUUCUUCCGAUGUGUUUGGGCAGUCUUUGGCCCCCGAGCCCAUCGAAAUGUCUUGUUUCUUCCACCUCGCAAAGAAUACUCAUGUCGAAGCAGAGCCAUCUCCGAAGGCGGUCAACAAUUCCUUAUAUGGUUUGCGAUGAUUGACCAUUUUUCUUGGAGCGCGAGAGACUUCAGACGAACCUUGCUGGAGUGAUGAGAAAACGCGAACGUUGUCGGGCGCAGAAAGCGAGACUUGGGAAAAGCACUCGAAUAGGAGUCUCUCCUUCUCUGCGGACCUCAUUUUAUUCAUGCCAGAAUUCGGGACACAAUCUUCCAGGGUCUUUACCCCGAGAUGUUAUCGGCCGGGUACUCCUGUGGCAGUGCUCCUGAUGCCUGGACCUGGAGGAUUUUCCCUGCAGGUCAUAGCCUUCAGAAGAUACAAGUACUAUGAUACUCGGACGCGCCGAUGACAAGCAAGGCUGACGCUAAGCCUCAAAGCCAUCCAUGCUGUUGUUGGCUCCUGCCGCCUGUCGACACCUUGACACCUGUUCACCUCAUUACACCUUGCGACUUUACAUUCUCUUACACCACGACAAACUCUUGCGCACCACUCACACCGUAUGAGGCUCAGCGGGCGAGUGGUCUGCCCGGGCGGGGAUGCGUAACUACCUUAUUAUUGUAGGCCGAUCGUCUCGCUUGACUACCUAUGGCCAAUAAGGCAAUCACAAAUACUUUUUGAUCACUAUCACAAACGAGCUCUUGCCACCCGAAAUUUCGGACUUUGCCUGGCCAGUCUAAGGUUGAGGUCCGCGAAUUCGUAAGAGAAUUCGAGGUCUCAAGUAUGUGUCUACUUUCCACGCCACCCUGUCUGGCACCAACUCGCGUGCAUUUGCCC